Messenger RNA from Racocetra persica, 192 nucleotides. The record is from the annotation of a GenBank genome assembly. Lineage: Eukaryota; Fungi; Glomeromycota; Glomeromycetes; Diversisporales; Gigasporaceae.
CAAUUAGAAUUAUUAACAACUAUAUUAUUAAAAUAUCAAAGAGAAAAUAAUGAAUAUUUAUUAGAUCCUGAACAAUUUCAACAAAUGAUUGAAUUAAAUAAACCAAAAUUAAAAGGAUUUUUUGAUGAAAUAAUUAAUGCUUUAAUUUCAAAAAAAAGACUUAUUGAAAAUAUAGAAAAAGCAAAAAAACAA